This is a messenger RNA of Penicillium odoratum, 1818 nucleotides long. RefSeq lists its product as uncharacterized. The record is from RefSeq and is a predicted model, not a curated record. Bases 1 to 1818 code for a protein of 605 amino acids. NCBI's taxonomy places the organism in Eukaryota, Fungi, Ascomycota, Eurotiomycetes, Eurotiales, Aspergillaceae. Gene Ontology annotation, biological process: amino acid transmembrane export from vacuole. The transcript has 3 exons. Gene Ontology annotation, molecular function: transmembrane transporter activity.
AUGCUGUCGUCCAUUCUCGCCGCUAUCAGAUCACCUCCUGAUCAAGCCGAUGGGGUGCAGCAAAGGACCCCUCGGUAUGCUGGCGAAGACACGACACCGACAACCCGCCGUGAGAUUCUCGGCUGGUAUGCUUACGGCAUUGCGGCCGAAGUCUUCGCAGUCUGCGGUGUAGGUUCUUUUUUGCCUCUUACCCUUGAGCAGCUAGCGCGCGAACAUGGUACACUGCAGACCAGCCACCUCCCUUGUUGGGGGCCCGAGGCGCCGACGAAUGGCACACAAGCAGACGAACAGUGUAUUGUUGGGGUGAUGGGACUCCACAUUACCACUGCGAGUUUCGCCAUGUAUACAUUCUCCCUAGCGGUGCUAAUCCAAGCACUGACAUUGAUUUCGUUCAGUGCGCUGGCGGAUUAUGAAAGUAAUCGCAAGACGCUGCUCUUGUCCUUUGGGUUCAUCGGCUCGGUCACCAGCAUGCUCUUCAUGUUUGUCGCGCCGUCGGUAUUUAUCAUCGGCUCCAUCUUGGUUGUCAUCGGCGUCACCUGCCUCGGAUCCUCCUUUGUUGUCCUAAACUCGUUUCUACCCGUCAUGGUCGCCAACGACCCAUCGGUCCAAGAGAUCAAAGAUGGAGAUAACGAGAUGUCGAGCUUCCAGGCCAGCAAUGGCGCUGGUGACGACGCUGACUGGAACGCAUGGGACGACGAGGACAGUGUCGAUGGCAUACAAGGAACAGGUCAAUACAACCAGCCCAGAGAGGAUGGUAUCAAGAGCAAAAGCGCGGGAUCUACCCCGGAGCUUCAGCUCUCUACAAAGAUCUCGUCCAAGGGUGUUGGGCUUGGAUAUUGUGCGGCGGUAUUCGUCCAAAUUCUCAGCAUUCUGCUACUGAUCACACUUUCUAAGACCAAGCUCGCAAAGAUCUCUGCAUCUCUCCCAAUGCGUUUCGUCUUGCUGUUGGUUGGAAUAUGGUGGUGUGCAUUCACUUUUGUCGCCGGCCGUUGUCUGCGCGCACGACCUGGUCCCCGUCUUGACACCUCAUCUGCCCCCGGUGCCUCUCGGUGGCGUGUAUGGUUACGGCUUAUGGGAUUCGCAUGGAAGUCACUGUGGCAGACCGUCAAAGUGGCAGUGAAGUUGCGUGAGGCCAUGAUCUUCCUUGUCGCAUGGUUCUUGUUGUCAGACGCCAUGGCUACUGUUUCCGGUACAGCCAUCCUCUUUGCGCGUACAGAACUAAAGAUGAGCACCACAGCAGUCGGUCUGUUGUCAAUCACUGCAACCCUAUCAGGCAUGACUGGUGCGUUCCUCUGGCCGCACGUAUCCCGACGAUUUGGACUCAAGUCCAACCAAACGAUCAUCGUUUGCAUUGUACUAUUCGAGACCAUCCCGCUCUACGGAAUGCUGGCCUAUAUCCCUUUUGUCAAGAAUUGGGGUGUAAUUGGUCUUCAAAAGCCGUGGGAGAUCUUUCCACUUGCAAUUGUUCACGGGAUUGUUUCUGGAGGUCUGGCCUCCUACUGUCGCUCCUUCUUUGGCAUGUUGAUUCCUCCUGGUAGCGAGGCUGCGUUCUAUGCGCUGUACGCGGCCACGGACAAAGGUAGUUCAUUCAUCGGACCGGCGGUGGUGGGACUACUUGUUGACGCGACCGGUCAGGUCCGGUCAGGUUUCUUCUUCAUCGCCAUUAUCAUUGUGCUUCCAAUUCCUCUGGUUUGGAUGGUGAACGCCGACAAGGGUCAUCGCGAUGCUCUUGCCAUGGCCGAAACCUUGGGUAAAUCGCAUGGUGGGCCAGUCGAUGAUGCCCAGGAGGCAGAGGGACUUCUCUCCCGUGAGCAAUAA